AUGUGGCCACCCGCCAACACCGCUACCAUCGAUGGUGUUUUGGCCUACUUUGCGUUGCCGGCGUGGCUGUGGGAGGCCUUUUGCACGGCCAUGGGAGAUCCUGGUGCAGACCUGCGGCUCCUUGCAGCUAUGCCGGCAGAGAUGAUCAGCGAAGGGGUGGCCGCGGUGCGAGCAGAAGGGGGCCGGCGACUCACUCCGGUCGAAGCGAUUCAACUGGGACUGGUUUACCGAGCCGCCCACAGACUGGUCCAUUUGGGUACGGGGGGAAGCCUAAGCAAUUGGGUGGACCCGAACCCUUGGGAACCAACUACAUCACUGCAGACCUCUAUGGCAAGGAUGGGGACUACGUCAACGACACCUUCGAGUACCACCCAAGAAAGGAAAAUGAAAUUGAGCCAGGUUGCAGAUCAAGGAGACGACUCCGAGUUCCCAGUGCUGCCAGAGGCCAACAAAGCUUCUUUCUACGCGAAGUACGUGGAGAAGAUGGGGGGCCUACCUGCGGACUCGGAGGACCCGACGAUCGAGCAGCUGUCGGCGAUCCUGAGGAAGGUCAAAGUGCUGCACCAGCCACCUUACUGCGACUUUGCAGUUUGGGUCCCUUUCGCAAAAAGACACCUGAAGGCCCAGAAGUACCAGUCCUUUGUACUACAAGAAGACGGGACCUUCGAAUCAAAGAUGGUGCCGGGACCCUCGUGCUUCAGCCACUGGCAGGCAUCCUUCAGAGUGUUGAGAACGGCCCUGGUGAUGACGAACAUCAUAAGCCUCUCGAACCUGAUGGAGUGGGAAGCGCUGGUGGAGAGGCUUCAUCGACAGUAUCCUGGGUGCUGGGGCCUGGUGGCAGCUGCAGAAGAUCGAGGGCGAGGGGAGUUUAUGGGGAAAACCCUGGCCAAGUUGCGGCUGGAGAUGGAUCAAGGGGCCCCAGCACCCUUGGGAUGGCGCCCAGAGGAACCGUGGAACAUUGUGUGGGGCAAGGUCCUACGAGACAAAGACUAUUGGGCAGAGCAGGUGCACAUACCAGCAAUCUCGUGGACGGCAAAGGGAUCAAAGGGAAAGCCACUGACGCCUAUGGAGGAGAUGGCGGAAGCGUCGAUGCGUGGAGGCCGACAAGCCCUACUACAAGACCCCGGCGAGACGGACAUCGAGGGUGGCAAGAGGAAGAAUCGAACAAGGAGAGAGGCUCGCAAGAAAAGACUGCGGGCAGAAAGGGAAGAGUUGCAGGGCUACCGGAAAGGUGGCAAAGGUGAAGGGGCAAAAGAACCGAAAGAAGAACCAGAAAGGGUGGCUGUCCCUGGGACCUCCGUCAACAAAGAUGUGAGGAAGUAUACCAGGCGCCGAGAACUCACUGGGGAGGACCCGGAAGGUGAGGACGAGCCGCCCAAAGACAAGAUCCAUGUGAAGGGAGACUACCUGACGUACGAGGAGUUCCUGAAAGGGGCCACAGCCGACACGGUGCAGGAGGCAGAGGACAUUGACGAGAGCUCCAACCAGAUCAUGGAGAGUGACGACUUCCAGCGGGGCUUAACCAUAAAGAGGCUCUUCGUGGAGGUCCAAGAUAAAGAAAGGAAAAAGAGAAGGAGGGUGCAGAAACCUGAAGGAGAACAGCAACAAGAGGAAGCCCGGGAGGAGGGAGAACCUGGAGGAGAGAAAAACUCUCCCCCAGCCGCCGACGUUGCUGACCUAUCCAAAGGAUCUUCAGCUUCUAGCUCGGGCCAAGUCACCUGGAGCGGGGGACAUGGGAAGCACGGCAUGCUGAAGGAACCGAAGGGCAAGAACGAAGUGCCCCGUGCGUUGGUUUACAUAGGGGGCAUGAGAGAUCCCCACAGAUCAGUGCUGAAACUCCCGACAGUGCAAUCUUUGGGUGCCAAGAUGUGGGAGAGAUGGGAGUCCUUCAUCAAAGAGUACCCGAAGGCAUUGGACGUGGCAGAGACCUACGGCACGGAGGACUGCCACUACGAACAGGAGAUCGUCGAGAGGUGGAGAAGUGAGCUCUGCGAGAUGUGGGGCACUCCAGUCCCGGGCGUGGUGCUGACCGAGAGGGGCGAGUACAAGUCGCCGGUGUACCACGAGAUGGUGAGGGCCCCCUCCUUGUGGGGAACGAAGGGUGAGGCGGCCGGAGGAGUUGGAAUGUGGGAGGCCGUCAUCUGA
Molecule: messenger RNA, 2145 nt
Organism: Cladocopium goreaui
Lineage: Eukaryota; Dinophyceae; Suessiales; Symbiodiniaceae
Source: the annotation of a GenBank genome assembly